AUGAAUUGCAAAGAGCCAAAGUUAUUAGAUGGGGAUAGCCACGGCCAUGGCAAUAACUGGGUUCCUCAAACGUCUACAGACAUAUUCGAUAUCGUUAUCACAGCAUACGAAACACAUGACCUGCGGUUUCCAACAAGUCUGGACUUGUCAGGGUCCGAUGCCAUGAACCCAGGACCGAAUUACAGUUCAGCAUACAUAAUCCUCAAAACAAACACUGCGUUGAAAGGGUACGGUUUUUCGUUCACUAUUGGCAGAGGAAACAACCUCUGUACGGAGGCCGCAGGGAUGAUAGCGGAAAGGCUAAUUGGGAGGUCGCUUGGCGACUUGACACAAAAGAUGGGCAAAACUUGGCGCCAUCUUGUAUCUGACUCACAACUGCGUUGGGUCGGCCCAGAGAAGGGUGCCGUGCAUCUUGGACUCAGUGCAUGUGUCAAUGCGCUGUGGGAUCUUUGGGGUCGCUUUCUGUCAAAACCGGUGUGGCAGCUGGUUGCGGACAUGACUCCAGAAGAGUUCGUAGACUGCAUUGACUUCCGUUAUAUUCUGGAUGCCAUUACUCCCGCCGAAGCGGUUAGGAUAUUGCAGCAGCAGCAGACGACCAAAGCAGCGAGACUCGAGGAUGCAAGACUGAGCAGAGCUGUACCGGCUUAUACCACCCAAGCCGGUUGGCUUGGCUUCUCUGACGAGAGAAUGAUACAGCUUAUUCGGUCUAACAUUGAUGCAGGCAUGGACAAAUUUAAGUUCAAGGUCGGUGGAAAUCUGCAAGACGACAAACGCCGCUUGAAGAUUGCAAGAGACGCAAUUGGCUUUAUCGAGGAACCGACCUCUCCUGACGACAUUCUUGGCCAUGCAGCGAUUCGCGCGGCGUUGAAGCCACAUGGAGUUGGCGUUGCAACUGGAGAGCAUUGUCAAAAUCGAGUCAUGUUUAAACAGUUACUACAGGCUGGCGCGAUUGACUACUGUCAAAUUGACGCCUGUCGGCUGGGAGGCGUAAAUGAAGUACUGGCAGUCCUGCUGAUGGCGAAGAAAUUUAAUGUUCCCAUUGUGCCACAUAGUGGUGGUAUUGGCUUGAACGAAUACACGCAGCAUCUUGCUUUGAUUAACUAUCUUUCUGUUUCGGGGGAGAAGAGCCUACUGGAGCAUAUCAACUCUUUCCGAGAGGUUUUGAUCAAUCCCGUAGAGACAAAGAACGGCUACUUCGUCACACCGUACGAGGCAGGGUAUAGCGUACAAUACAAGCUGGAUGCGAUGGAACGAUACGCAUUUCCGAAUGGCAGCUUCUGGACUAGCCCAGCCGGACAAGCAAUUAUCCACGGACCACAGGAGUAG
Molecule: messenger RNA, 1326 nt
Organism: Pochonia chlamydosporia 170
Lineage: Eukaryota; Fungi; Ascomycota; Sordariomycetes; Hypocreales; Clavicipitaceae
Product: L-galactonate dehydratase
Exons: 4
Coding region: 1-1326 (441 amino acids)
Biological process (GO): carbohydrate catabolic process
Molecular function (GO): hydro-lyase activity; magnesium ion binding
Source: RefSeq, a predicted model, not a curated record